Messenger RNA from Daucus carota subsp. sativus, 1897 nucleotides. RefSeq names its product receptor homology region, transmembrane domain- and RING domain-containing protein 2. Lineage: Eukaryota; Viridiplantae; Streptophyta; Magnoliopsida; Apiales; Apiaceae. The record is from RefSeq and is a predicted model, not a curated record. The transcript has 4 exons. Bases 286 to 1653 code for a protein of 455 amino acids.
ACAACUCACCUAGUAUUUCGUUUGUAUGUAUACAUACAAUAAUGUCUAUCUCAUUGCAAAAGCAUAUACUUAUGUGGCCCGUAUAACCAAACACUUAAAAAAAUCAAAAAUAUUAAAAUAAUAAAAAUCUUGUUUUUCAUUUUUCUCGUAGCCCUUAUCAAAAUUCCCAGAUUUUAUUUCUUGUUUCUUGGCCUUCAAAACAUCAAGAUCAUAUAAAACAUUAAAACCCCUAGUAUUCAAUUGAUGGGUUGUUAUUUUUAAUUGUUUUUUUGAUGAUGGAAGUUGAUGUUGAGAAUUGAAGCUAGGGUUUUGUUGAAUAUAUACAUACAUACUUUUAUGAUGGCUAAUUUUUGGUUGUUGAUUUUAUGUUUUUCUUGUUGGAUUUCAAGUGGGGUUCUUGCUAAUGUGGUUUUGAUGACAAACAAUGCUACCUUAUCUUUUCAAGACAUUGAGGCCAAUUUUUCUCCAUCAAUAAAAGGAUCAGGGGAAUGUGGCACUCUGUACAAGGCAGAUCCCCUGGAUGCUUGCUCACCCCUAAAGAACAUAGUUCCUAAAAUCAAAGAAGGUGGUCUCUCUCUAUUUGCGUUGAUUGUUAGAGGCGGAUGUAGCUUUGAAGAUAAAGUUAGAAGAGCGCAAAUUGCAGGUUUCAAAGCAGCCAUUGUGUAUGACAAUGAAGAUGGUGAUUUAGUUGCAAUGGCUGGAAAUUCAGCUGGGAUAAGAAUACAUGCUGUCUUUAUUUCCAAAGCUUCUGGCCAGUUACUCACCAAAUAUAUUGGUGCAACUAACAUGGAACUGUGGAUUAUUCCGAGUUUUGAAAACUCAGCAUGGUCAAUCAUGGCUAUAUCUUUCAUUUCACUACUUGCCAUGUCCGCAGUACUGGCUACAUGUUUCUUUGUGCGGAGACAUAGAAUAAGAAGAGAACGGCCCCGAGCACCGCGAACUCGUGAAUUUCAUGGGAUGAGUAGUCAGUUGGUGAAAGCCAUGCCAUGCCUAAUAUUUACAGCAGUUUUGGAUGAUAAUUGUACAUCGUCAACAUGUGCGAUAUGUAUCGAGGAUUACACCGUUGGUGAGAAGCUUAGAGUUUUACCAUGCCGGCAUAAAUUCCAUGCCACCUGUGUUGAUGCUUGGCUUACCUCCUGGAGAACAUUUUGUCCUGUUUGCAAACGUGACGCAAGGACAAGUACAGGUGAGCCACCAGCAUCAGAACGUACGCCUUUGCUUUCAUCUGCAGCGUCUUCUAUAUUGUCGUCAUUCAGGUCAUCACUGGCAUCAUCACCAGCCAUGCAAAUAGGGUCUGCAAGGUCAAACCGGUUUGCAUCUAUAUCUCGCGUUGGGUCAUAUGGUAGUUCUUACUAUCAACAAUCUCUUCCGUCCUAUCAGCAGUCCCCACAUCUAAGUGCGAGCCAAAGUUCAUUAGACCUCAGAAAUGCAUCUUCACAAAGAUCUAUUGCUCCCCAUUUGGCUUCGUCAAACUCACUGGGUUACCCAUCUCUAUCACCUCUUAAUGCCAGAUACAUGUCCCCAUAUAUUCCUAGUCCUGGAAAUGCAUCAAGUUAUAUAGGGUCUUCUAAUCAGGCACACCCAUUGCAUCUAAGCGAGUCAACUGCAAGCUUUUCUCCGUAUGCUUCAGCUCAUUCUCUUCCAGGAUGCUGAUAUCACCGCAGAGCUCUCUGACCAUAUAGUGCGAAAGCUUAUAAGAUGUUUACCAGACUACCUGUUGAUUUCUGUUAUUUAGAUAAAGGAAGCAAGAGUGUUAUGUAUUGUGCAGAGUCUGUAAAUUGUAGAAAAUUGUUUUCUUUUUUUCAUUCGACCACUAGUUGUGUUUUAAAGUUUGUUUUGAGGAGCCUUUAAAGUCUUUGCAUUGAUAUGGUCUUUAUGAUGCUUGGUGCUUUGGCUA